AUGGUGUGCUUACACCGGUCACUCUGGUUUCUUGCCGCUCACCUCCCAAACCUUAUUGGUGUCGUCGAGGGUAGCGAUGACAACGUUGAAAAAGUCGACCUGAACAGCCUACAGUCAUUUGGUUACCGACCCCGAGUAUUCAUGCUAUCAGAUAUUCUGAAUGAACCAGAUGAUUCCAUGUCACUUGUGCGGUAUCUUCUUUACGCUAAUGAGUUUGACACCCGUGGUAUCUGCGCCACCACCUCAUGGUGGUUGCGGAAUGAGACACACCCGGAGGAGAUGAGAAGGAUAAUCACAGCCUAUGGAGAAGUUGUCGACAACUUAAACAAUCAUGUCAACCCAAACGCUUCCUACCAAAGUGCGGACUACCUGCUCUCACUUGUUACGUCAGGACCCUCGACGUAUGGUCGUGCCGCACUCAAUGAGACUCUAAGCGAAGGCGCUGGACGCAUCAUUGAGGCGCUUGAAGAAUCCGAUGAACCCUUAUUUAUUACCGGUUGGGGCGGAACCAACACACUAGCUCAAGCAUUGCUCCACAUGGAUAACAAUAUGCCUGCGCCUAAAGCCGCCGCGCUGAGAUCAAAGAUCCGACUGUAUACUAUUUCCGACCAAGACAACACCGGGCCCUGGAUCCGUACACGGUAUCCUGAUGUGUUCUACGUGGUAUCAAUUCACGCUUUCAAUAACUACAAGGCGGCAACUUGGACAGGUAUCGGUCUGCGUGGAUGCCCAUGCGUGGACUCUGAUAUCGUGUGGAAUCCUUGGCUGGACGCCAAUAUCCGACUUGGUCCUUUUGGAGCUCUCUAUCCGCAAGUUGUCUACACUAUGGAGGGAGAUACUCCAAGUUUCCUCUGGCUAGUACAGAACGGUCUCGUCUACCGAGACCGCAUCGACUGGGGUACUUGGGGUGGAAGAUACUCUCACCCAGUGGCACCAAGCGACUGGACUGCCGGCAUAGACUCAAAUCAUUUCGUUAAUACCAUUGAGACCGUUAUUGGGGCUGAUGGAGUCACCUACUCCACUCAUCAGGCAUCGAUCUGGCGUUGGCGAGCGGCUUACCAGGAGGACUUCGCAACUCGAAUGCAGUGGACGCUAACGCCAAACUUCACCGCCGCUGGCCAUCCUCCAAUACUCAACGUCAACAAGCACCAAGGACCAGAGCCUCUGUUUAUCAAGAUCAACGCCAAUGAAUCUUUCACUCUUGACGCCAGUUUAACAUACGAUCCCGAUCAUCCGACGGACAAUAGUAAGCUUGAGUUCCAAUGGGCACUAUACCCAGAACCGACGUCAUUCCUAAACGACUAUUUGAAUGUACAGAUUGAGGCUGUCUCACCCUCAUCUGGGGCACCGCUUGUCUUGCAAGUCAAUGACGCUGGCUUCUCCAACGUUACCUUGGGAAGAAGUGUCAAGGUUAUCCCCCCUAUAUCGAUUCGAAAUCCAAAUACAGGGCUUUCCACUACGGAUUUUCACAUACUUCUCCAAGUUACCAACAGAGCUGGUCCAUAUCCUAUCAGAAGGUACAUGAGAAUCGUUUUGACAUAUCAUGGACACGUUCCUGCUACUCUAUUCACAUAA
This is a messenger RNA of Neoarthrinium moseri, 1575 nucleotides long. RefSeq lists its product as uncharacterized. Gene Ontology annotation, molecular function: hydrolase activity, hydrolyzing N-glycosyl compounds. The record is from RefSeq and is a predicted model, not a curated record. The transcript is spliced from 3 exons. Bases 1 to 1575 code for a protein of 524 amino acids. Lineage: Eukaryota; Fungi; Ascomycota; Sordariomycetes; Amphisphaeriales; Apiosporaceae.